AUGGUCAUUUCUCCUCCAGCCCCAGAUGGGUACCACAGCUGUCAAAUAAAGGAAAAUGCAGUAGAAAGACUCAUGUUUCAAAUAAAGAAGCUUAGGGAAAAGAACCAGAAGUAUCAUGAAAGGAAUGGGCGCUUAAAGGAGGAACAGAAUUGGCACAUAAAGAACCUACUAAAGGAACUGAGUGAGGAUAAGUCAGAUGGAUUACCAGUUGUAACGAGAGAGGAUGUUGAAGAAGCAAUGAAGGAAAAAUGGAAGUUUGAAAGAGACCAGGGAAAAAACUUGAGAGAUAUGCGCACACAAAUAGGUAAUGCUGAGAAACUGUUUCUUGAGAAACUCAGUGAAAAGGAAUAUUGGGAAGAGUACAAGAAUGUAGGGAGUGAACAACAUGCUAAACUCAUUACAUCCUUGCAAAAUGACAUCAAUACAGUUAAAGAGAAUGCAGAGAAAACGUCAGAACAGUAUAAAAUUACUCUGGAAGAUACUAGAAAGAAAAUAAUCAGAGAAACUUUGGUGCUACUGGACCAAAAGAAGGAAUGGGCUGCGCAGAAUGCUGUAAAGUUAAUUGAUAAAAACAGUUAUCGAGAGAUCUGGGAGAAUGAUUGGCUGAAAAAAGAGAUUGCAAUUCACAGGAAGGAAGUUGAAGAAUUAGAAAAUAUUAUUCAAGAACUGGAAGAAGAAAAUUUGGUGCUUAUUGAUCAACUGUUCAACUGUAGACUUGUGGAUCUUAAAAUACCCAGGCGACUGUAUCUUACUCAAGCAACUGGGCAGGAAUUGUCACCUGAAGAAAAGCCUUUGGAAUUUGCAGAACCAUUUAUAGAAGACAAGACAAAAAAGCAACCCACAGAAAGUGGAGACAUGCUGAGCUCAUCAUUUGGGAGCAGUCUUCUCCAUCUCAGUCAUGAAGAUAGUAUCAGAGAUGACCAGCAUCUAAAGAUAAGGGAAGAGGAUACCUUAUGCACAGAGUUUGGAGACUCUCAUGUGAAAUAUUUACUAUAUGAAGAUGAGCGGGAUUUCAAGGAUUUUGUAAACUUGGGCCCACUGUCCGUGAAGCUCAUGAGUGUGGAGAGCAAGAAAAUGUCUAUUCAUUUUCAAGAAAAGGAGAGUCCAGUCAAAUUCUUUGAAGAUGUCAGUUACCCAGAAAGUCGCAUCACUUAUAAGAUGAUGAAGUCUUUUCUCUAA
Molecule: messenger RNA, 1179 nt
Organism: Marmota flaviventris (yellow-bellied marmot)
Lineage: Eukaryota; Metazoa; Chordata; Mammalia; Rodentia; Sciuridae
Source: RefSeq, a predicted model, not a curated record